Salvia hispanica is the source of this 1976-nucleotide messenger RNA. RefSeq lists its product as uncharacterized. Gene Ontology annotation, biological process: protein phosphorylation. Gene Ontology annotation, molecular function: ATP binding; protein serine/threonine kinase activity. The record is from RefSeq and is a predicted model, not a curated record. NCBI's taxonomy places the organism in Eukaryota, Viridiplantae, Streptophyta, Magnoliopsida, Lamiales, Lamiaceae.
CUGCACGUAUGUAUAUAUAUCAUCGAGGUACAUAAUUUCUGUGUGCGUGAGAGAUACAGAGGGUACACUGAUUCAUUGGAAAUCUGGAGAGAGAGAGGAGGCGAGAAUGGAACUGGAAAAGAGCCAUGACAACAGCGGCGAAGAUGAAAUUUUAGGUUCGAGUUUGACUAUGGAGAAAGUGGCAGCAGCGAAAAAGUACAUCGAGAAUCACUACAAAAAUCAGAUGAAAAACAUACAGGAGCGGAAAGAGAGGAGGUGGAUACUGGAAAGGAAGUUGGCCUCUUCAGAUGUGCCCAAAGAUGAACAGAUAAAUUUGAUCAAAGAUUUGGAAAGGAAAGAGACGGAGUUCAUGAGACUGAGAAGGAACAAGAUAUGUGUAGAUGAUUUUGAGCUUCUUACUAUUAUUGGACGUGGUGCCUUUGGCGAGGUCCGACUAUGCCGGGAAAAAAAAUCUGGCAAUAUUUAUGCCAUGAAGAAGUUGAAGAAAUCUGAAAUGGUGUCAAGAGGACAGGUGGAACAUGUAAGAGCAGAAAGGAACCUGUUGGCAGAAGUGGGGAGCCAUUGUAUAGUUAAACUGUACUACUCUUUUCAAGAUCCUGAAUAUUUAUAUCUUAUCAUGGAAUAUCUACCUGGAGGUGACAUGAUGACUCUGUUGAUGAGAGAAGACACAUUGUCUGAAAAUGUGGCUAAAUUUUACAUCGCUCAAAGUGUCUUGGCAAUUGAAUCUAUUCACAAACAUAACUAUAUUCACAGAGAUAUCAAACCAGACAAUCUUCUUCUUGAUAAGAACGGUCACAUGAAACUCUCAGAUUUUGGUCUAUGCAAGCCCCUUGACUGUAGGACUUUAUCCACGGUGAAUGAAAACGAAGAAUUGGAUGAUGAAAAUAUAAGGGAACCAAUGGACAUCGAUGGUCGUUUUCCUGGUGCUGCCAAUGUUAGUAGUUGGAGAAGUCCUCUUGAACAACUUCAGCACUGGCAGACGAACAGGAGAAAGUUGGCUUUUUCAACUGUUGGAACACCUGACUAUAUUGCUCCAGAAGUGCUGUUGAAGAAAGGAUAUAGCAUGGAGUGUGACUGGUGGUCAUUGGGUGCAAUCAUGUACGAAAUGCUUGUUGGCUACCCGCCAUUUUAUGCGGAUGAUCCUAUGACCACUUGCAGGAAGAUUGUUCAUUGGAAGAAUCACCUGAGAUUUCCCGAAGAUACCAAAAUCAGCAAUGAGGCAAAAGAUCUCGUAUGUAGUUUACUCUGUGAUGUCGAGCAUAGACUUGGAACAGGAGGUGCAGCUCAGAUAAAGGCUCACCCUUGGUUCGUCGAUGUUGAUUGGAAUAAAUUAUAUGAUAUUGAAGCAGCAUUUAAACCAGAGGUCAACGGGGAGCUGGACACCAGGAAUUUCAUGAAGUUUGAUGAACUGGAUCCACCAACACCAUCGAAGUCUGGGUCAGGAUCCUCAAGAAAGAUGCAUCUAACUCCAAAAGAUUUUAGUUUUGUGGGCUAUACUUACAAGAACUUCGAUGCCAUCAAAGAGGCUCUGCGCAAUAAAUCAGACGACAAGAUCCUGAUGUCAGUCAGGAAUGAAGUCAAGGAGAUGACAGAGGAACCAGAUAUCCGGAUGAACUCAUCGAUGGAUGAUGUAAUGUCACCAUAGUUGCUUGCCCUACCCAUAUGAGAGUGGAAACAUCGCGGAGGGCCUGUAUAUUGGUAGGUUGGCCUUUGUUGUUGCCUAUAUCCGGUCAUUGCAGUAAGGUCGUUUCAGUAUUGGUUGUACAGUAUGGUUGGUUAGAGAUGCUUGUAAUAGAAAAUUUAGGACUCAUGGCCUGGCUGCCCAGGUUGGUAGGGGGCCCUGCUUUCUCUUGUGGCAGCUGGUUUUAGACAAUUUAUUGCAUCUCUGAUUAUUCGGACAUCAAUAUUUAAUGGUGGUUUAAUCCACAAUCUGUAAUUCUCACAAUUUAUAAAAUGCUGUAAUUUUAAUUUUUCAA